Messenger RNA from Protopolystoma xenopodis, 336 nucleotides. NCBI's taxonomy places the organism in Eukaryota, Metazoa, Platyhelminthes, Monogenea, Polystomatidea, Polystomatidae. The record is from the annotation of a GenBank genome assembly.
AUGUUACCUGGCUUUGAUAAGGUACGUCAUAUGAUGGACGAAAGCUUAGCCCCUUUUCACCGGAAUCGAAGCAGAUUGCCUCGGAAACAGCGUCAACAAGAAUGUUCCAGUAAAGCCAAUCUACAGCUGGUCAAGAAGAAUCCGUCGUCGUCUUCUGGUGGAACCGAGCUUCGAAUCUCUUCACGCAACCCUUUCACACGAAACGGAAGUAAGCUCACCAAUUAUGAAACAAAAGAUUCCUCGAAACCCAACCUUUCUUCUUGCAUUCAAGUGCAUCCUUUUCACGCUCCAUUUGCAGCCCUUUACUUUUCAACAGCAUGUAGGAAAAGCAUAUGA